Messenger RNA from Thalassophryne amazonica, 1957 nucleotides. It is a transcript of the gene oxtra, whose product is annotated as oxytocin receptor. The transcript is spliced from 2 exons. Gene Ontology annotation, cellular component: membrane. Gene Ontology annotation, molecular function: vasopressin receptor activity; peptide binding; oxytocin receptor activity. Lineage: Eukaryota; Metazoa; Chordata; Actinopteri; Batrachoidiformes; Batrachoididae. The coding region runs from base 79 to 1377 and encodes 432 amino acids. The record is from RefSeq and is a predicted model, not a curated record. Gene Ontology annotation, biological process: maternal process involved in parturition; regulation of systemic arterial blood pressure by vasopressin; G protein-coupled receptor signaling pathway.
GAGGAAACAUUUCCCUCUGCGUGGACUCGAAACCGUUUUCCAAAAUGCGCGGAUGGUUAAAUUCUAAUUAUCCUUUUAAUGCAGCAUGCUUCGCCUCUUAAAGCCUCAGUUUUUUCUCCUGUGAGGACGCGCAGAAGUCCGUCCAGGUGUCCGCAGCCUUUGCGUGCUUGCAACGCCCUGACGCACUCGCAGAGAACACCAUCUGCGGCGAUGGAAAGUGUGUCAAAUUACAGCGACUUUUGGCAAUUCAAUGAAUCCUGGAGGAACUCGAGUACGGACAGCGGGCUGAAUCAGACUAACCCCCUGAAGAGGAACGAAGAGGUGGCGAAGGUGGAGGUGACUGUCCUCGCCCUGAUUCUGUUCCUGGCGCUUUCUGGGAACCUGUGCGUCCUGCUGGCGAUCCACACCGCCAAGCACGGCCAGUCUCGGAUGUAUUACUUCAUGAAGCACUUGAGCAUCGCAGAUCUGGUCGUGGCGAUAUUUCAAGUUCUCCCUCAACUUAUCUGGGACAUUACCUUUCGGUUCUAUGGACCUGAUAUUCUGUGCAGGCUGGUGAAGUACCUCCAGAUUGUCGGUAUGUUUGCCUCCACUUACAUGUUAGUUUUGAUGUCUAUAGAUAGGUGCGUGGCAAUUUGUCAGCCCCUGCGCUCUCUGCACAGGAGAAAAGACCGCCUUUAUGUCAUCUUCUCCUGGAUCCUCAGCCUGCUUUUCAGCAUCCCGCAGAUGUACAUCUUCUCCCUGCGAGAGAUCGGAUCAGGCGUGUAUGACUGCUGGGGGGACUUCGUGCAGCCUUGGGGAACUAAAGCUUAUAUUACUUGGAUCAGCCUGACCAUAUACAUCAUUCCCGUGGCCAUACUAAGUGUUUGCUACGGUUUAAUAAGCUUUAAAAUAUGGCAGAACUUUAAACUGAAAACUAAGAGAGAGCAGUGCAUCAGCCUGACGCCCGACACCUCCAAAGGCAACAGGACCCUGACCAGAGUGAGCAGCGUGAAGCUCAUCUCUAAAGCCAAAAUCACCACAGUCAAGAUGACUUUUGUGAUCGUCCUGGCCUACAUCGUCUGCUGGACGCCGUUUUUUUCCGUCCAGAUGUGGUCAGCGUGGGAUCCAGCGGCGCCGCGUGAGGCCAUGCCCUUCAUCAUCUCCAUGCUUCUGGCCAGCCUGAACAGCUGCUGCAAUCCGUGGAUCUACAUGUACUUUGCCGGCCAUCUCUUCCAUGAUCUCAGGCAGCACUUUCUCUGUUGUUCUGCUCGUUAUUUCAAGUCAUCCCAGUGUCGCGGCGAGCAUGACUUCGACUCCAGUCACAAGAGCAACUCUUCCACCUUCGUUAUGAAGAGCACGAGCAGUCAGAGGAGCAUCACACAAAUGUCCACCAUGUAAAAGAAUCUUUCUGCAUCAACUGAAAUGUCACGACUCAUGAGGAUACUGGUAAAGCUCCAGUAGAAGGGGGUAGGGGAACCAAUAAAAGUCUUAGAUUUAAACAGUAAUGAAAUAUAUAUUUGGUAUGAAGUUCAAUGCAUUUUAGGUCUACGAAACAAACUGAACAAUGACGUAAAAAAAAUUUGGUCAACAUGUUUCAUCUAUUUCCAACAAUUUCUUUGUUGGGCCAUCAACCACUCAUUUGUUGACACCAGACUAUGGAUCAGUUUGCGUAAAUCCACUCACCUGUUCUAAUUGUUGUGGCCAUGUUGUUCCUUUUCUUGCCUUUCCAAACAUAUGUAAAGUGUUAUUUCAGAUAUUGUUAGAUGUGACAUGUUCCUACACUCACUGGUAAUGCUGUAAAAAAAAAGAAACAAUUUAAAGAGAGAAAAUAAGCUAAAAUCCACUCAGUGAUGAUGGUUUUAUUUACACGUGUAGCUAAAUAUGGAAUUUGCUUUCAGUACAGUAUAAAGAUAUCGUUGACAUGUUGUACGUGGUUGUUUUUUCCAUGCUGAAUAAAUAAGAUCUCUGAGUUCCUGCA